Molecule: messenger RNA, 1835 nt
Organism: Xyrichtys novacula (pearly razorfish)
Lineage: Eukaryota; Metazoa; Chordata; Actinopteri; Labriformes; Labridae
Source: the annotation of a GenBank genome assembly
AUGGAUUUUGAUGAGCGGAUUCCUGCCUCUAAUAUGUAUUUACCAAGCUGCACUUACUAUGUCUCUGGAGCGGACUUCUCGGGUCUGCCUCACUAUUUAACCCAAAGCCAGUCCUCUUGCCCCGUGACAUACCCCUACCAGUCCUCAGCGCUGCCACAGGUCCCGUCCGUGAGAGAUGUUGCGUUCAGGGACUAUGGGAUUGAUGCUUCCAGUAAAUGGCACCACAGCAGGGGGAGCCUCACGCACUGUUACACUGAAGACAUCGCGCACAGGGACGGCUGGACGACCCCGGCCUCACGGGGGGGAGAGAUCCUGGUGAAAAGCGGCUCCAGUGUAAGCCACUCCAGCAGCGUCACCACGCCGACGCCCGGGGGCUUCUACGGCAGUGUGGGCAGGAACGGGGUCCUCCCGCAGGCUUUCGACCAGUUCUUCGACACCGCGUACGGAAGCACAGAGAACAGCACGACGCCGACAGCACAAAUCACAGACACGGACAGACACGCAGCCAAAACGAGCCCCGCUCCGGCGCACGCGGGCUCGGACACGGCGGAGAGCUUCAGCCCCAAGUCUUCCUCCGGACACAGCGAAGAGAAGCAGAGCAGGAGCAGCAGUGAGUAGAGCCUGCCGAAAGCAGGCAGGAGAAACAUCUAACACGCUGCUCUUAAAGCGUUUUAUAUGCUGUUUUAUAAGCACGGAAGGUUUAUGGAGGGCCUGCAGAUUUCCCCUGGAACAAAACUAUGUUAGAAACGACAAGAUCACGUGCUUGGGAUUGAAAUUGGCCUUGAAGACUUUGGCAUUAAGCUUGUCUUCCUAUAUUUCAAAUUAGAUCUUUACUUUUUUAUGCUCCAAAUCUGUGCGUAAAUUAGCUGUUUAGAGUUAGUAUGUAAACUUUUCCUUCAUGCAAACACAAAAGAAAAUAAUUCUCCUCAACAACCUUCAAAUGCCAAAUAAAUCAGGAUGAUUAGGACGCAUGAUCUAAUUUAAUCCAACACAUUUGUUGUGUCUACUUGUCCCAAAACAAAUUUAUCACAUUUGUUUUCCACAUUGGUAAUUUUGGAUCUUUCAUUUGUGUUUAAUCCAGUUUGGUUGAAGUAGGCUACAGGCAUUUAAAUCUGACUCUGCGCCAGAUUAGUCUUGCACCUCAUUUCAAGAUAAAUAUUUACACAUUCAUUGGAUUUGUAAGGAUUUGACUCAACAACUGCUUUCCCUGGCAUUUGCCUCGCUAACACUGAGACAACAGCUCUUUACGCACAGUGAAAUCAAAUGUUCGCGAUACAAGCGUAUCAGUUACAUCAGAUACCCAUAAAUGCUUUCAGGCCUUUGCUCUUUAAAUACAGCCAGUAUGGGUUUACCCAUUUUACUCAGUUUUUCAUAACUUCCGACGUGCAAUCCUUCACGUGUCCCUCCACAAAGCUUAGUUUUUGUUUACAUAUCUGGGUCCUGUAGGCCUGAGAGGAGGGAAACACUUGAACUCCAGAGCUCAGUCCAGACCACCGCGGAUGCUUCAAGCAGGAAACUAGACUCAUGAUUUCAUGUGGUUAUUAUGUGUCUACUGCAGCUCAUUUGCUAUCCCCUUUAUCUUUUAUAUUUCCUCAUUUUCAGGUGGCCAGAGGACGCGCAAGAAGAGAUGUCCGUACUCGAAAUAUCAAAUCAGGGAACUGGAGAGGGAGUUCUUUUUCAGUGUUUACAUCAACAAAGAGAAGAGGCUGCAGCUUUCGCGGAUGCUCAAUCUGACUGAUCGCCAGGUGAAGAUCUGGUUUCAGAACAGGAGGAUGAAGGAGAAGAAACUGAACAGAGACCGUUUACAGUACUACACCACAAACCCCCUGCUAUAA